ACCCUUGUCACUCGCCCUCGACAUUACUACUCGCCCGUACGGACCAGUCUCUCCGUCUUCGCUUCCGCCAUCGGCAGCCAGUCCAUUACCGCCCAACCCCACCAGAGACCACUCCUGUGACACUUGCCAACAAUGAGCAGCCCGCCUCUGUCGCCUCUGUUGGACCCAGUCACCGUCAGCGAGGAUCUUACCCCUCUGCCCACCUUCAAGUCCAUCGGCGUGGCGCACGUCGACUUCGAUGGCGCCCUAUCACAGCCGCUUCAGCUACUCGAGGAUGUGAGGUCGGGUUGUGGUGGACAGACAUGGCCAGCCGGCAUGCUUCUCGCCAAGCACAUGCUACGGUACCAUCGAGAUCGUCUCAAGAGUGCGCGAAUACUGGAACUCGGGGCGGGUGGCGGCCUUGUAGGGCUUGCCGUAGCGCUCGAGUGCGAACUUCAGAGCCCGAUGUUGGUGACGGAUCAAAAUGAAAUGCUCGAGUUAAUGCAGCACAACAUCAAGUUGAAUGGUCUCGAAGCCAAGGCCCAUGCCAUGGUACUGAAUUGGGGCGAGUCAUUGCCAACAGCCGUGUUGGAGCAGAAGCCCGAUGUCAUUCUGGCAGGAGAGUGCGUUUACUUUGAGCCGGCAUUCCCGCUGUUGAUGGCAACGCUCAAGACGCUACUGGAACUUAACCCGGCAGCGACUGUGUUCUUUUGUUUCAAGAAGAGGAGACGGGCAGACAUGCACUUUGUCAGGAUGGCUAAGAAGGCGUUUCUUGUGGAAGAAAUAUUCGAUGAGGACCGGCCGGUGUUCCAGCGCCAGGGCCUCUUCCUCUUCUCCUUCGCCAGCCGCACAGGUCAACAGAAGUCUGACGACAUAAAUGGUGCCACCCGAUUGGCGAUAAAUGGCGAAAGUAGAAUACAGAGUGUUUCGUCUUAACGCCAUCUUACCCCACCGUCUGAAUUACUACCUUGGAGAUGCACUACUCAUACAUCUGCACUUUCUCCCAACAACAUAAGUCCCGGCAGGCGCUGGAUGCUAGAUGAACCAACAGGA
Ilyonectria robusta is the source of this 1032-nucleotide messenger RNA. RefSeq names its product putative methyltransferase-domain-containing protein. The transcript has 3 exons. Lineage: Eukaryota; Fungi; Ascomycota; Sordariomycetes; Hypocreales; Nectriaceae. The record is from RefSeq and is a predicted model, not a curated record. Bases 133 to 915 code for a protein of 260 amino acids.